This is a messenger RNA of Epinephelus fuscoguttatus (brown-marbled grouper), 5240 nucleotides long. RefSeq names its product phospholipid phosphatase-related protein type 4 (gene plppr4b). The record is from RefSeq and is a predicted model, not a curated record. Lineage: Eukaryota; Metazoa; Chordata; Actinopteri; Perciformes; Serranidae. The transcript is spliced from 7 exons. Bases 627 to 3161 code for a protein of 844 amino acids. Gene Ontology annotation, biological process: phospholipid metabolic process; phospholipid dephosphorylation; axonogenesis. Gene Ontology annotation, molecular function: phosphatidate phosphatase activity.
CAGAAACACUUUGACUAGUUAAAUGUAAAACAGAGGUGGGGGCGCUGUGCCAAAUAUGAUCCUGUAUUAAUCACACAAAUAACGACUGAUGGCAGCUCUGUAGUGAACACACAUCGGGCUGCUUGGUCGUGACAGAGGCAUGUGAACAUGGAGCAUGUCAGAGGGAUGCCAUGAUGGCUGCAUGUGCGCCAACAUGUGCCAACAUGCGCCGACAGGAUGGAUGGAUGGAUUUAUCUGUGGCACAGUGAUAUUCUCCCGGCAGGAUCAGCCUCAUCCAUCCAUUGUCAGUGUCAGCAGUCAAAUCCAUAUUCCGUCAACCACCUUCCUCCCCAGUGCGCCUGCGCUGCCUCUCCUCCUCCUCCCUCCAUCCGUCGGUGUGGCUCCGUUCUCUACCUGACAGCUCAUCGGAAGACAUGCACACAGCCGAGCCCCGGGCUUCUCACUAGCAGAGGAAUAAAGGGGGCCGCGCAGGUCUGUGUGUCGGGAGACUGAGCGGCUGUUGUCCCGAGCAUCCUGCUCCUCGCGGCGGCAUGGAGCGCUCCUGAUCCCGGCAGGACGCCCGGAGAGCUCAGCCAUUCUUCCCUCGUCACAUCUUGGAUCUGUUUGGAUAAAUUAGCGGCCUGACCAUGUCUGCGAGAGAGAAGGGGAUCCUGACCAAAGACAGUGUCAGCCUGCUGCCCUGCUUCUAUUUCGUGGAGCUGCCGAUUCUGGUAUCAUCUGUGGUCAGUCUCUACUUCCUGGAGUGGACGGAUGUGUUCAAGCCGGUGAAGUCUGGCUUCAACUGCCAUGAUCGCAGCCUUAGCCUUCCCUACAUCGACCCCAACCACGAGGUCAUUCCCCUGCUGAUGCUGCUCAGCCUGGCCUUCGCCGGACCCGCCAUCACGAUAAUGAUCGGAGAGGCCAUCCUGUUCUGCUGUCUGUCUCGGAGGAAGAGUGGCGUCGGGGCCGAGGCCAACAUCAACGCCGCGGGCUGCAACUUCAACUCCUUCAUACGCAGAGCUGUUCGCUUCGUCGGUGUUCAUGCUUUCGGUCUUUGUGCCACCGCCCUCAUCACCGACAUCCUCCAGCUGAUGACGGGCUACCCAACACCCUACUUCCUCACUGUGUGUAAACCCAACUACACCACGCUCAACGUCAGCUGCGAACAGAACCCCUACGUCAUGGAGGAUAUCUGCUCAGGGGCGGACCCUGCAGCCAUCAUCCAGGGGAGAAAAUCCUUUCCAUCGCAGCACGCUACCCUCGCAUCCUUCGCCGCUGUCUAUGUUUCGAUGUACUUCAACAGCACUUUGACGGACUCAUCCAAGCUGCUCAAGCCCCUACUGGUCUUCUCCUUCAUCAUCUGUGCCAUCAUUUGUGGUCUGACCCGGAUUAUUCAGUACAAGAACCACGCUAUCGACGUCUACCUGGGCUUCCUGCUCGGAGGAGCUAUCGCCGUCUACCUGGGGUUGUACGCUGUUGGGAAUUUUCAGCCGAGUGAGGAGGCCAGUGCCAGUCCCCCUCCAAUGCUACACCGCCCCCCCUGCUCCCUGCCUCACAUAAGCCAGGAGGCUGUACUCCACCACCUGCAAAUGAAAGCCAGCAUGGCUGGGGAGGCUGGCAUACCCACCUCCCACUCUGAGGGCCUCCUCCACAGAGGCCUUCAACAGCAAAGACCUGAUGACAGUCUGAAGCGUUCCAGUGCAGACGUAGAGGUGAUCUCCCCACGCAGCCCUCAAAGUAAAGACGCCAUGGUGACCUUUAGCCACACCCUUCCUCGGGUCCACACCCCCCAGGCCAUGGCAGCGUAUGAGGAAGCAGCCAGACGUCAUGCUGCCACCCUCCACCAUGCCUCCAUGGACUCCAGCCGCUCAAAGCAGCUUCUGUCUCAAUGGAAAAGUAAGAACAACAACCAUAAGUGCUCCCUGCAGGUCCCAGACUCCUUCUCCUCCUCUGUAGAUUCCUCAUCUGGCCAGUCCUCCCAGCAUCCGCACCACCACGGCAGCAUGGAGCUCCGAUCCAGCUCUGAGCCAUCUGCUAUGGGCCUGAAUGGAGGCUUUGAUGGUCAUGCAUACAUGUCCAAACUGGCAACAGGUGCUAGUACCACUCUGCCCAGUAACUGUAGCGGCAUCACCGGAGGGGCCAGGAUAUCCAUGCAGUCUAGACCUGGAUCAUCACAGCUGGUCCACAUACCGGAGGAAGCUCAUGAGAAUUACAACACCACCUCCCCAAAGACGGGGGGAGGAGUAGGGAGUGAGGGGGUGUCAACAAUAAACAGCACAGUACAGGCAAACUGGCAAAGGGCAGCAGAGAAGACUACAGCCUGCAGGACUAACGAUAAUGGGCAGAACACCCAGCCACGAAUCCUGCAAGUGAUUGCCAUGUCCAAGCAGCAGGGCCUACUGCAGACCCAUUCCAAGAGCUUAGAUGAGAGCAGCAUAGGCUGCGGCACCAGCGGGACUUGCCAAGGUUCUGUUCGUUACAGGGCACUAACUGAUCAAGACCCCACCAGCACCACAGGGCCCAGCUCACUAGGGAGCACCACAGGCAGUAUUUCAGGGAGCACUGGAGCAAUUGUCAGAGUAGAGGCCCACCCUGAAAACAACAAGCCGGUGAUCCAAGCUCCGUCCACAGAUGGAAGCGGAUCAUGGAGGUGGCGCUCCCUGGAUCAUGGCACUGGAGCAGGUGGAGGCACAGGGCCCAGUGGAACAGGAGGAGGAUCAGGAGGAGGAGGUGGGAGUUUGAGGCAGUCCUUUGAGCUCAACGAUCUAAACAGAGACUCGGAAAGUUCGGACUCGGUACGUGAAGGGUCGAUUGACAGGAAGCGUGUCAAUCACAUUGUUACCACCACUGCCACUGUUAGCACCCCACCCAUAGUUACUGUUCACACCCAGAACACCGGCCAGUCAGAGCACAGGCUCCACCCCCAGGGCCUCUCUACCAUACGGGUCACUCCAGGGGAUGGUAGUGGUUCUGGAUCUGGAGGAGGAGGUGGCGGAGGAGGAGGAGGAGGAGGGGGUGGAGAGAGUGCUUCAGAAACACCCUCCGUCGCCUCCAGUCGUGAAUCCACACUGCGGAGAAAAGGCAAUAAUAUCAUCCUGAUUCCAGAGAGAGCCAACAGCCCCGACAACGCCCGGAACAUUUUCUACAAGGGAACGUCGAUAACUCCUGUUUUCAAGGACUAACGUGCGGAGCGGCACGAGACGUCUGAGAAGAUGUAGCUAAAAAUGCAAGACAGCUGGAUUUUUCAGAGAACCCCAUAUCUGUGACAAGUCAGUAUUACCUGCCAUUGUAUAUUACCAUAAUAACUUCAAAAGAAAAGGUUUUAUUCAGCAUGAGAUUUUUGUACAUGUUUACACUAAAUCACAACCUUUUAAGUGUUGUAGAAAUAAUCACUGUGUACUUUUGUGGUCACUCCAAAGGAAACCUAUUGUAAUGUCGAUGCUGUGCCAGUGCUUUGGGAACAGGAGAACCUUUUAUAAACAGUUCCGUAUGUUUUGGAUAUAAAUCAUCAGAAAAAAAGAAAAAAGCAAGUCGCACAGUGACGUCCAAACUGUAGCAAACCACAGCAAAAUAAUUGUACCAUAGCUGUGGAGCCAGUGUUUACUUCCCUGCACUGUAAAUACUGUGUAUGUUUGAAAAGGGUGCUACACCACAAAAUACUAUUUACUAUACAACAUACUGUACAAUUUGAAUAGAUAAAGAAAGAAUUAUUUUAGAUGGAGCAACAAUGACAUUAAUAUGUGACAGAGAUAUGUUUUGUAUUUCGUCUCUUUUCUGUACAGAUACCACAUACUCAACAGAAUACUGUUUUGAACCAUAAGUGUGCUUAGCAUUCCUUCUGUAGCUAUGAAGUCAAAUAUGCUGUGACUUGCACUGAAAUAUGUGUUUACUGUACCUUGUAUAGUGUAAACCCUGACCUUAUCUUGAUAUCCAUUUGGAUUUCCUACCAAUUCCAUAUCUACAGCACAAAAGAGCAGAAAAACAGCAAAACAGUGGAACGUCAUGCUAACUUAACCUUAAAUAUAAUCAGUCCAUCUGCAAAACUCAAUGCAAUACUCGACCUCAAGCUACCCACAUGAAUUAGGCAGGUUUUCAUCUGCGUAAAAGCAGCCAUCGCAGCUAUCAAAUGAACAUUCUGAGAGACACACUUGCUGCUGUCAAACCCACAACCAAAUGCUAACAUCACCAGACUCACAGCGAGGUAGUAAAUUUAGGGGAAAGGCAACAGGCAGGUCCAGGACUUCCAAGUCUUGUAUGGACGUGGAUCUCUCCCAGUGAAAUUACAAAAGGUGAACAGCGGCCAUACCAAAACGAUUUCUCGGAAACAAAGCUAAAAAUAAUUAAAACUGAUGAUGGCCAUAGCAUACACUUAAGCCACGUUUCCAUCAGAAAUUUUUGGUAUAGUACCUGUAGAACCCUAGAAACAUGUGCCGAGACCCUCGAGCCGUUUAGCGUUUCCACCGCAGACAGUACUCUUAACAGACGUUUGUUGUCACUCAUGCUCCGUCCAUCUCACCUGGUUUAUCGUCCACAGAACAAAGCUGCACAGCGAUAUUUCAGAGCAAAAAAGAACAGUCUGGAGUGAGAGUCUCUCCAGAUGGGAUAUUUAAAAUUAGCUGGGUUGUGCAUUUAGUCCUUGUCAGGCAAGAGCAGGUGAGUAGUGCUGCGGAACAACGCUAUGCCAUGCAGUUCACCUAAUGUGGUUUAAAUUCAUAUACAUCUUUUAAACGUUUAAAAAUCUAAAAUCUCUGAAGCCAGCCCAUUCUCAUUCCAAAGUCAUCAAAUAACACCACUUUGUUAGUGAUUUUGGCAUCAGAAACCUUUCGCAGCGGUAUGGGUCCAAAACGCAGGUGUUCACUUCCAAUGUAGAGCCAAACCAUGAUGUUGUUUUUCUAAACCUAACCAUGUGCUUUUCUUGACGUUGGUAGGAACAUCAACAGCAGAUGCACAAUGACACCUAGCCUGUAAUAUGAAGACGUGAAAGUCCAUUGACAAAGCAGUGACGUGACGACUUUGGAUGAGAAUGUGUUGCUAGCGUAUGUCGUAAGAGAGACAAUUAAAACAAAUGUCAUGUCUAGAGUCAUCAUCGUAACAUUUAAGUUGUGUUGAUUGAUUCACGUCAUCAACUCGUGCACUGAGUGAGCAUGCAAGCAAACCUUCCACCUUAAAAGUUGCCAGUAGCUGCCAGCGCGAGACUUUGAGUCGCACAGUGAAUUCAAUUUUGUUUUCUCAGUCUGUAGCUGCUGCUAGAGUCCACGAAA